AUGGGUCUUAAUAGAUCACCUAUUACAGUGAUCUUGGUCGUCUUCACGGUGUUCACUGUAAUACUUGCCUCCGACAUGUCUAUCAUCUCCUACGACGAAACCCACGCAGACAAGUCUUCCUGGAGAACUGAAGAGGAGGUGAUGAGCCUAUACGAGGAGUGGCGCGUGAGACAUGGAAAGGUGAGUAUCAACAACCUGGGAGAAAAGGAAAAGAGAUUCGGAAUCUUCAAAGACAACCUUAGGUUCAUCGACGAACACAAUGCUGAGAACCGGACAUAUAAGGUUGGGUUGAACCGGUUCGCUGAUCUUAGCAACCAAGAGUACCAGUCCAUAUAUCUUGGAAUUAGGACCGACUCAAAUCGGUUGGAAAAGGCUGUGACGAAGAGCAACCGUUAUGCUGCAAGUGUUGGUGAUAACUUGCCUGAAUCUGUUGAUUGGAGGAAACAAGGUGCAGUGACCCAAGUCAAAGACCAAGGAAGUUGUGGUAGCUGCUGGGCCUUUUCAGCCAUAGCUGCUGUGGAAGGGAUUAACAAGAUAGUAACAGACGAGCUUGUUUCACUAUCAGAACAAGAACUGAUUGAUUGUGACAGAACAAUUAACGCAGGAUGCGAUGGUGGCCUCAUGGACUAUGCCUUUGAGUUCAUCAUAAACAAUGGUGGUAUUGACACCGAUAAGGAUUAUCCCUAUCGUGCUGUUGAUGGUAAAUGUGAUCAAAACAAGAAAAAUGCUAGAGCUGUUACCAUUGAUGACUACGAACAGGUUCCUGCUAAUGAUGAGUUAGCCUUGAAAAAAGCUGUUGCAAAUCAACCAAUCAGUGUUGCCAUUGAAGCAGGUGGUAGGGAAUUCCAGUUAUAUGUAUCGGGUAUAUUUACGGGAAGAUGUGGGACAUCAUUAGACCAUGGUGUUACUGCUGUUGGAUAUGGAACAGAAAAUGGAGUUGAUUAUUGGAUCGUAAAGAAUUCAUGGGGAAAGAGUUGGGGAGAGGCAGGUUACGUGAAAAUGGAGCGUAAUCUAGCGACCAGCGUGUCAGGAAAAUGUGGAAUUGCAAUGCAGUCUUCCUAUCCUAUAAAGAAGGGCCAAAAUCCUCCAAAUCCUGGCCCAUCCCCUCCUUCACCUGUGAACCCUCCAACGGUUUGUAGUAGAUCCUACCGUUGUGCUUCGGGCACUACUUGCUGUUGUACAUUUGGAUUUGGAAAACUAUGCUUCUCAUGGGGAUGUUGUCCUCUUGAAGCUGCAGUCUGUUGUAAAGACCGAUCAAGUUGUUGUCCUCAUGACUAUCCCGUUUGCAACACUCGCCAAGGAACCUGUCUUAGGAGUAAGGAUAAUCCAUUUGGAGUGAAGGCAAUGAAGAGAACUUUGGCUAAACCGCAUGGGACGUUUGAAGAUUAA
Molecule: messenger RNA, 1389 nt
Organism: Vicia faba (fava bean)
Lineage: Eukaryota; Viridiplantae; Streptophyta; Magnoliopsida; Fabales; Fabaceae
Source: the annotation of a GenBank genome assembly